This is a messenger RNA of Rhinopithecus roxellana (golden snub-nosed monkey), 2296 nucleotides long. RefSeq names its product LETM1 domain containing 1 (gene LETMD1). The coding region runs from base 37 to 606 and encodes 189 amino acids. Gene Ontology annotation, molecular function: ribosome binding. Gene Ontology annotation, biological process: intracellular monoatomic cation homeostasis. The record is from RefSeq and is a predicted model, not a curated record. The transcript has 5 exons. Lineage: Eukaryota; Metazoa; Chordata; Mammalia; Primates; Cercopithecidae. Gene Ontology annotation, cellular component: mitochondrial inner membrane.
GACAACCUCUUUUCUCUCGCCUCUCUUGCUGUGAAGAUGGCGCUCUCCAGGGUGUGCUGGGCUCGGUCGGCUGUGUGGGGCUCGGUAGUCACCCCUGGACAUUUUUUCACCCGGAGGCUGCAACUUGGUCGCUCUGGCCUGGCUUGGGGGGCCCCUCGGUCUUCAAAGCUUCACCUUUCUCCAAAGGCAGAUGUGAAGAACUUGAUGUCUUACGUGGUAACCAAGACAAAAGCGAUUAAUGGGAAAUAUCAUCGUUUCUUGGGUCGUCAUUUCCCCCGCUUCUAUGUCCUGUACACAAUCUUCAUGAAAGGAUUGCAGAUGUUAUGGGCUGAUGCCAAAAAGGCUAGAAGAAUAAAGACAAAUAUGUGGAAGCACAAUAUAAAGUUUCAUCAACUUCCAUACCGGGAGAUGGAGCAUUUGAGACAGAAAGCCUUGAGCCGGGCCAUGCUUCUCACAUCUUACCUGCCUCCUCCCUUGUUGAGACAUCGUUUGAAGACUCGUACAACUGUGAUUCACCAACUGGACAAGGCUUUGGCAAAGCUGGGGAUUGGCCAGCUGACUGCUCAGGAAGUAAAAUCGCUGCUUCUUGUCACCUCUGAGAAAUGAAACAAAAAAAGAUGAGAUACCUCCACAGCCUAAGAAUCCUGUCAUGCUUGUUUUCUUUUAAAGAAAAAAAAAAAAAUUUUUUUUUUUUUUUUUAAAGAGACAGGGAAUCACUCUGUAACCCAGGAUGGAGUGCACUGGUGUGAACUCAGCUCACUGCAGCCUCAACCUCCUGGACUCAAGAGAUCCUCCUACCUCAGCCUCCCAAGUAGCUAGGAUUAGAGGUGUGAGCCACCGUGCCUAGCCGUGUGCUCUUUGCUUACUCUGUUGAUGGAGGAGGGUUGUGGAAUUGGAGAGUGUUCACAGCCAUAGGGAAAGCACCCCUGAAUGGGCCUCCCAUGUUCAGUGGCACCCACACCUCACCACGCUGACCCUGGUGUAGAUAUACUAUCUCAGGCCAACUUGGACGGACCUGGCAUUUAAUCCCAGCCUGGCUGCAGGCACACGCUUCUGGGUCACAAUACAGUCGGCAGUCACAACCACAUUCUUCCCGUGACAGGCGGAUGGCUCGAAGUUCUUGCUUCUCUUCAGCAUCAAUGCGGUGGACCCCAGAAGCCCUCAGCAGGGCCCGUCGCCGUUUGGUGGGCAGAGGCUGCAGGAAGAAGUAAUCAUCCACCUCCACAUUUUCCACAUCAAUAUCUUCAUCUGACACAUCAUCCAGCGUCAGGCCAUCGGCCUCCACCGACUCCACUGUCCCAUUCUUGGUCAGCUGCCAAGAGACAGGAAAGGUUAGCCUCAUAGACAUGAGUGGCAUGCACCUCCUCAGUGACCAUCCCAGAGCAGCGCUGUCCCUUGAACUUUCUGCAGUCAUGGGAACAUCUGUGCUGUCCAAAAUGAUGGCAGCUGCUAGCACAUGUGGCUACUGACCACUAGAAAUGCGGCAACUGGAAAACUGUCAUUUUAUUUAUUUAUUUUUUUGAGAGAAGAGUCUUAUUCUGUCGUCCAGGCGGGAGUGCAGUGGUACGAUCUUGGCUCACUACAACCUCCACCUCCUGGGUUCAAGUGAUUCUCCUGCCUCCCAGGCAGUUGGGAUUACAGGUGUGAGCUACCACGCCUGGCUAAUUUUUUCUAAUUUUAGUAGAGACAGGGUUUCACUGUGUUGGCCAGGCUAGUCUUGAACUCCUGGCCUCAAGUGAUCCACACACCUCGGCCUCCCAAAGUGCUGGGGUCCACUGUGCCAGCCCAAUUUACAUAAUUUUAAUGAAUAGCCAUAUGUGACUACUGGCUGCUAUAUUUACUAGCACUGGUCGAAAGAAUAAAUCCAGAGUAGGAAGAUGGGAAAUCUUAUGCACCAUGACCUUUCUGGGUCCAACCUUCUCAAAAACCCGUCUCAUCUUCCCUCCUACACCAAAAUCUAUUUCCACAAACAUACCCUCCAUUUCCAGACACGUGUCCCCUAAUUUACGCUCACUUGCCUUCUAACACAGAGAGAGAAAGGUACAUGACUGGAUGAUGCUUGGAUAUAUAGAAAAAUGUGAAACACCCUUCAACUUGCACCCACUGCAUGCAAAACUAUGUUCUUGAAAAAAAGGGCACAUUGAAGUGUAGUAAAAGGCUACCAGGUCUUCACCAAUGAACCCAAAUCCCCAGUGUGGACAAUUAUCUGCGCAUGCACUUAAAGAGCUCCAUUUUACUGUCAGGAGAAAAAGCAAAUAUAUUAACAGGUACUAAAGAAAGCCCUUAGCUGAGAAAA